Molecule: messenger RNA, 831 nt
Organism: Heterobilharzia americana
Lineage: Eukaryota; Metazoa; Platyhelminthes; Trematoda; Strigeidida; Schistosomatidae
Source: the annotation of a GenBank genome assembly
GACAAUAGUAAAUGUUAAUUAUGAUUUUUGCAUUGUCUUUAGAUUUGUAAAUGCCUUAAACUAGGAAAUUCAGUUCAUUAAAUUUUCAGUCAAUCAUAUAAAGUUUAUUGGGAAACUUAGUUAUUCAUCGAAGCUUUGAGUAUUUUUAUGUACGAGCAUAAUAAAACAAUUGAACACUUAUUACCAUACAUAACGUUUCAUGUUUUCAAAAAUACAACUUAUGCACACUAGAAAUGACGAAUUAAUUUCACAUAUCAGUUUAAACUAAGCAUCUAUUCAAUAAAUGUUCAAGUCAUCUCCUUGUAAAUGUAAAUACACAUGGUUCAAUUUACGUUAUAUAUCAUGUGAUCCAUUGAAUAACUAAUUGUGGGAACUAUAAAUUUGACUGCAUAAAUCUACAAAUGAUUCACUAGAAAUUUAUAUCUUUAUAGAGUUUGGUUACUACUAUUUUGUUCAUCUGAAACUUUCUAAAUGCUUUCCAGCAUCAUAGAAUUCGUCUUGAUCAGAGUACUUAUUAUAAUAACUAUAAAUAUUCCUGGUUCUUUCAUUGGAAGUAUUACCAUCAGUAGUGGACGUGAAUCAGACCUAGUCAUCACAAAGAAUAAUGUUUAUUCUAGUAAUCAUUUUUCAAAUGAAUUUUAUGAAGAAGAACAUAUUUUGCAGGAGGAGUCAAUUGAAUUUCCUGAAUAUUUAAAUGAGGCCUUAUCAAAUCCACCAGUCCAAACAAUUCAUCUCCUUCCACUUUAUCAUUGUCUUCCUCUUCACAGGAACAGGCCAGAAAACAAAUCAAGAACCACCGGAAAGUUUUUCGUAAACAUUCUAGUUCCAUAG